UAAAAUGUCUGGCUGUCACUGAAUGUUGAAAAAUCUGGAAACAAUAAAUUUUAUCUAGAAUAAAUAAUAAUGGCUAGCAUAGAACUCGAUAUAUGGCGAGGAGAAUGGGGCCUUGCUUCAAUAGAUUUAGAGUGUUUGAAGGUUUUGACUUAUAUGAAAUUUAUUGGAGUACCUGUGAGGGUUCGGGAAGCGAACAAUCCAUUUUUCACACCAAAAGGCACGCUACCUGUCAUGAGAGACGGGCGCAAAGUGCUUACAAAUUUUGAAGAAGUUGUAGAAUAUUUGAAAUCUUUGCAUUACAGCACGGAUGUCCAUCUAAACUCAAAACAGGCCGCAGAAGCGAGCGCAUUCACACAAUACCUCCGAGACAAGCUGUACCCUGCAUACCAGUAUGCAUGGUGGGUGGACGAGAAGAACUAUGGAGAAAUGACCCGACCAGCAUAUGCUAGAGCUCUACGCAUUCCCUUCAACUUCUACUACCCUUCAAAGUAUCAGAAUAAUGCUAAAGAAAUGAUUGAUGCCCUGUAUGGAGAACAUACAGACCUUAGAGAAAUUGAAAAGACGAUAUACAGUGAAGCAGAAAAGUGCCUUAAAACUUUAUCGGACCGGCUAGGAGAGAGCGAGUACUUCUUUGGCAACCGGCCAUCGUCAUUCGACGCAACAGUCUUCGCUUAUGUCGCGCCAUUGGUGAAGGCGCCCUUCCCUAACGCGACGCUUGCUAACUCCGUCAAAGGCAUCGCCAAUCUUACUAGAUUCGUCGCCAGAAUCAACCAGAAGAACUUCAGGCAUGUUACAGAUGAGUACAAUCGUCAAAACAAGAAGCAUUCUACGGGCACGCAGUCUGAGCGUGAGGCAGCUAACUUCCCCAACCAGACGCGGAAUAAGAUCCUCGCGGCGCUGUUCGCCGCGUUCGCUAUGACGGGCUACGCCAUGGCCAAUGGGAUGUUUCAAGACUUGAAAGAUUUCGAACAUUCCCAAGAUUACAACGACAUGUUUGAGAAUGACGAGGACGAUAACUGACGGUACGCCGCCCGAGCGUCGUGAUAAGGGAGGACUACGCCGGAAGGGGCCACUACAGAUGUACCUACACAUAAAGUAGAAAACCUUACCAAAAAAAGUAGGAAUAAUCUACCGUACUAACUAUAUUUUUUGACCCUGGUAAUAUUCAGUAAUACAUGGUAAUGUGAUUGGUUGAAUGUGAAACAAUGUUGCCAUUUAAGCUCAAGGAUUCCUACUCUUUUUGGCUCUGUACUUUUUGGUCCCACAGCUUGCCAAAAUUGCAAACGUUUCCGAAAUUAUACGGAGAUUUGGGAAAUAUAAUAUUUUCGUAGACAAAUAUGGUAACCUGUAAUUUAUUAGAAGAGUAAUUAUUAUGUAUAUGGUUGUGUCUAAUAUCCGUGUUAGUAUGGAUGUUGCUUGCAAUUUUGGCUAACUGUUGAAUCGGAAUAGCUAUAUUAGUUUAUGUAAACUAUUUAUUCACAAUAAAAAUUACCGCAGUUGCCUGCUUCAGUACACAGAAAUGCUGUAUGCUAAAGUUAGUUGUGUAAAAUUCAAUUGUAUGACGAGUAUUGGUUUUGUAAGGAAAUUUAUCCGGGGAGUGACUUUGUAACAGUAUAUUUUUACGAUGCAUAUUUUUAUAAAUCGUGGCGAAUGGCUCCUUCCGAGUAAAGCUGCAGUUUUAAAGCCACGACUGGAGUUGUAGAGGGACGAUAGUGACUUGCAGUAUAAAUUUUAUUUUUAAAAGUUCCUACUGUACCAAUAUAUUCCAAUACAUUUGUAUUUGGGACAUAUUUUUAUUGAACCGUUAAAAAUGCUGGCAUUUUAAUUGCAUUCUUAUUAAACUGGUCAGAUUGAAACGAACCAAAUAUUGUCUGCUGUUUCAUUUAAGAAUUUAGGUUUGAUAUUUUAAUUUUACGACGUAUGAGUAAAAAAAUAUUUUACUAAUUGUUCAAGUCGCUAAGAAUAGUCUCAAAAUGUAUAGUAAUUAUAAUGAUGCAUUUAAUGUAGACAUUUUUAAUAAGGGUUUUAAUGUAAAUUUAUGUGUCGCCUUAUGAAAGUUAUCGGCUCAAUUGUGCGCAUGUUCUGAAUGAAGCACUGCUUGUUUUCUUAACUGUAGGGCUAUUUAGGUAUUCUAUUUGGGUAACUAAAACUGUUAUCUAGUAUCUGGUGUUAUUGUUUCUUAUCAGAUGCUAGAAUGCCCUUUUGAGUUGCAUUGUGUUAGCAUUUGAAUGUACUAUCAUCGAAAAAGUGGAUAGUCUAUUGUAAAGUGAACUAAAAUUGUUAUUAAUCAAGAUUUUAUUGUAAAAUAUUUGGUGUCGUGACGGUAUUUUUUUUGGCUAAAUUGUAUAGUUCAGUAAUAAGAGUUUGGAAAGUCGGUCACUUUUUUGUUAGAUGGUACUUGGAGUGAGAAAUGCAUUGCCUAGUUAGUAGAGAAUGUUCCAUGCUUUCCGUAGCGUCGUUAGAGAGUGUAUUUGAGUUCGAAUGAAUUGUUUGUUCGGUAACUUAUUCAAGUGAGCAUGAAUAAACAUAUUGUUGGUUGA
This is a messenger RNA of Pectinophora gossypiella (pink bollworm), 2540 nucleotides long. RefSeq names its product metaxin-1. The record is from RefSeq and is a predicted model, not a curated record. The transcript has 7 exons. The coding region runs from base 70 to 1020 and encodes 316 amino acids. Gene Ontology annotation, cellular component: SAM complex. Gene Ontology annotation, biological process: mitochondrion organization. NCBI's taxonomy places the organism in Eukaryota, Metazoa, Arthropoda, Insecta, Lepidoptera, Gelechiidae.